UCCUGUAUUGUCCUAUAGGUGAACAGAGAGUUGAAGAAGCUGCUGGUAGCCUCUGUAGGUGACGACCUGCAGUACCAUUUUGAGCGUCUGGCCAGAGAGAAGAACCAGCUGAUGUUAGAGAACGAGGCUCUGGGUCGCAGCCGGGCCUCCACAGCAGAACAGCUGGAACGCAUGUCUAUACAAUGUGAUGUCUGGAGGAGCAAGUUCCUAGCGUCCAGAGUGAUGGCGGAGGAGCUGACCAAUGCCAGGGUUUCUCUCCAGCACCAGACCAGAGAGGCUCAGAACGCCAUCACAGACCUGCUGAGUGAGAGAGACGAGUUCUUUAGAGACAUGAUGCUAACCCACAGGUCUCUGGAGCAGCUGCUGGUCUCUCUCCAGUGGGGUCGACAACAGACCUACUACCCCAGUGGCCAGCCACUCAGCACGGGAGAACUAGCCCUAGCCAAUCACAAGCUGGCGGACGCCAUCAACUCCCGCCUGCUGGGGAAGGUUGGGCCAGUAGGGAGCAGCAGUGGAGCCGGGCUGGGGAAAGGAAGACCGGCCUCAGAGCUCCCGAACAGCUCACACACGCCAGCUGAGAAGAUGGCUGAGAAGGUGUUGAAGAUCCUGGACCCUAUUUCCUGUUCAGACAACGAGGAAGAAACCUCCCCCCUCUCUAUCUCUGACUCCUCCCCCUCGGCCUUCCUGACCAAUAAGAAGAGCAUCGGCCGGUUCCACCCUUACACUCGCUAUGAGAACAUCACCUUCAACUGCUGCGAGCGCUGCAACGGAGACAUCCUGGUACUCUAGGGGUCCGAGGGCAGGGGUCGUGACCUUUAACCUGGACAGGUCAACGCAGGCCGCUGUGAGGAACACCAGUCGGCUCUCCCUCCGUCGAAACGUCUGGUUUCACAGCGGCCUCGGAGCGGGACUUGACUGGAAGCACGGCAGAAGCUGAUUUUUAAUUGGCUGAUCUCUCAGUCCGUCACCGUCUCAUAACUCUUAGAACCUCCCACGACAUUGUGGGCUUCAGAACGUGAGCACAGCAAGUGAUUUAAACAAGGAAGUGAGUUCGGAAAAUCUGAAAGUAUUCCAUCUUAGAAUCAAUUGGGCUUCAAAGUCAAAGUCAUUCCACGGACGGCCGAGGGUCUGUGGGUUUCUGGUCCUUCCUUGUACUUGACUGGUGAAUUGAGGCUACUAGUUAGUAAGCAACUACCUUCACCUGGUUGUCUAGGUAACUAAUUAGUAAGGAACUCCCCUCACCUGGUUGUCUAGGCUACUAAUUAGUAAGGAACUCCCCUCACCUGGUUGUCUAGGUUACUAAUUAGUAAGGAACUGCCCUCAUCUGGUUGUCUAGGUUACUAAUUAGUAAGGAACUGCCCUCACCUGGUUGUCUAGCUUACUAAUUAGUAAGGAACUGCCCUCAUCUGGUUGUCUAGGUUACUAAUUAGCAAGGAACUGCCCUCAUCUGGUUGUCUAGGUUACUAAUUAGUAAGGAACUGCCCUCACCUGGUUGUCUAGGCUACUAAUUAGUAAGGAACUCCCCUCACCUGGUUGUCUAGGUUACUAAUUAGUAAGGAACUGCCCUCAUCUGGUUGUCUAGGCUACUAAUUAGUAAGGAACUCCUUUCACCUGGUUGUCUAGGUUACUAAUUAGUAAGGAACUGCCCUCACCUGGUUGUCUAGGCUACUAAUUAGUAAGGAACUGCCCUCACCUGGUUGUCUAGGUUACUAAUUAGUAAGGAACUGCCCUCACCUGGUUGUCUAGGUUACUAAUUAGUAAGGAACUGCCAUUCAUAAGGGAGGGAGGGAGAAACAUUUUAAGACUGUUGGGACUAGCUUUUAGCUACUGAGUCAUGACGUCAUGAUGCCCUCAGUGUUAGAGACAGCAUCUAUUGAGAGAACCCUGCUGAAGACUUAAACUCAGGCUAAGAUGCUAUUUAUCAAACGAAAUAUCAUGUAUAUAGAAAUGCAUUCCUCAAUGAUGUUAUUUUUUAACCUUUAUUUAACGAGGCAAGUCAGUUAAGAACAAAUUCAUAUUUACAAUGACGGCCUACCGU
Messenger RNA from Oncorhynchus masou masou (cherry salmon), 2038 nucleotides. Its product is annotated as golgin-45-like. The transcript has 4 exons. The coding region runs from base 112 to 789 and encodes 225 amino acids. The record is from RefSeq and is a predicted model, not a curated record. Gene Ontology annotation, cellular component: Golgi membrane. NCBI's taxonomy places the organism in Eukaryota, Metazoa, Chordata, Actinopteri, Salmoniformes, Salmonidae. Gene Ontology annotation, biological process: Golgi to plasma membrane protein transport; Golgi organization.